AUGGCUACCCCUAGUGUCCUAGCUUUUGACGCUGAGGGUCGCGCCAUUGAUUUUGAGGUCUGGUUAGACGACCUGCAGCUGUUCUUACAGUGCGACAGGGCUGACGACCUUUCUCUCUUUGAUCUCACCUCUGGCGCCUCUCCUGCUCCUGCUGCUGAUGCUGAUCCCGCUGUCCGCUCUAAGUGGGCCACCCGCGAUGCUGCUGCACGUCUUGCUGUGCGUCGCCACCUCCCUACCUCUGAGCGUGCGCACUUUAGUCAGUACAAGAGUGCUCAGACCUUGUACGACGCUGUAGUUGCGCGCUACUCCUCCCCUGCCACUGCUGCACUGAGCCUGACACUCGCUACCGCGCCGCCCUUCCUGCCGAGUUCUGCGCUAAGAACCCCCCCCCCCAUGUACAUCGCUCUCUACUACGUAGUCGCGCGCCUCCCUGACUCCCUUCGCGUCGUCAGGGACCACUUUCUCGCAGUCUGUCCCACCACCCUCACCGUCGACCUCCUCGAGAAGGCCCUCCUUGCAGCGGAGAAGAGCAUAGUCGCUGUAGGUGCUUCUCGUGGUGACCCUCGCACCCCCAUCUUUGAGGGGUGCUCUCCUUCCCCCUUGCUGCCCUCUGUUGCCUCUGCUGCUGCUGCCGACCUGCUUGGUCUUGAGUCGGUCGGCGCGGCGUCUGCCCCUAGUGGGAGACGUCGCUCCAGCAAGGGCAAGGGGGGCAAGGGCGCGGGUGGAGCUGGAGGGGGCGGUGGCGGUGGCGGCGGUGGCGGCGGAGGGAGUGGGGGUGGCGGCGGGACUAGUGGCGGGGGUGGUGGUGGUGGUGGUGGCAGCAGCGGCGGAGACGGUGGUGGUGGUGCCAGCGGUGGUGGUGGAGGCAGCGGCGGAGGUGGAGGCGGCGGAGGUGGAGGCGGUGGAGGCGGCAGCGGAGGAGGCAGUGGUGGUGGAGGAGGUGGAGCUGGUCGGGGUGGUACCCAGCAGCGUAGCGGCGGUGGUGGUGGCCAGCGCUCGCACCGGCAGCAGCAGCAGCGCUCGCGGGACAUCCCCUCGCCUCAGCAGCUUCGUGAGUGGUACGCUGGGCGUCAGAGGGGUGGGGGUACUGGUCCCUGCACCUACGUUCUUCGUUCCGGCGACCACGCGGGUGAGCAGUGUGGGGGUGCCCACGCCACCCAGCGCUGCUUUGGCCGCCUGACGGACGCCUGGCGUCAGCAGUUCCCUGGGGCUAGUGAGAUCCCUCGCUGGGAUGAGCUUCUCAGGGCUGGUGUAGCGAUCUUUGAUCUUGAUUUUGAUGCUAUCCUUACUGCUAUGUAUGUUGUGGAUUAUAGUGAGGAGAAUGAGGGUUACCGUUGUUUCCAGCCCGACCCGGGCAUUGGUACUGCUGCGCUAGGUGCUUGUGAGGCUACUGCUCUAGGUGCCAGUGCGUCUGCGCUCUCAGGUACUGGUGAGACUGCGCUCUCAGGUACUGCGUCGUCCUCGUCCUCCCUCACUUUCACACUUGACUCCGGAGCUUCUCACUCCUUCUUUCGAGACCGCACUACCCUUACGCCGCUCGGCCGGCCGGUUGCAGUCUCCCUUGCUGACCCCUCUGGAGGUCCUAUCCUGUCUCACUUCUCCACUGUCCUCCCGUGUCCGGCUGCCCCUUCGGGCACCCUGUCGGGUCUGUACCUUCCCUCGUUCUCCACGAACUUGGUGAGUGGAGCGGACCUGCAGGAUGGGGGUGUUCACCAGUUCACUCCAACGAGUCAGCGGGUGACCCACUGCACGGAGGCACGCACAGGCCGACACCUGGCCACGUUCUCGCGUCGGCCGGGGUCGAGUCUCUACACCCUGACCGUUGAGUCUCCUCCUGUCCCUGCGUCUGGUCAGGUGGCUGCGUCGGGUCAGGUACUUGCUGCUGCGUCCCGGUCAGGUCCUGAGUCUGCCCCCUGUUCUUGUCGCCUCCUGUCUCACAAGACUCUCCUGUGGCACCACCGUCUUGGCCACCCCUCCUUGCCCCGUCUUCGGAGCAUGGCUUCCCGUGUCCUUGUCUCUGGUCUUCCCCAGUCUCUCCCUCCUCUCCCCUCCGGGCCAGGACCUUCCUGUGUCCCCUGUGUCGAGGGUCGCCUCCGGGCUACUCCUCACGCCUCCCACUUCCCCCCGACAGAGGCUCCCCUGCAGACGCUUCACAUGGAUGUGUGGGGCCCAGCCCCCGUCCGUGGGCAGGGUUACGAGCGCUACUUCCUGUUGGUGGUUGACGACUACUCGCGUUACACCACAGUCCUCCCCUUGCGCAGCAAGGGUGAGGUCACUGAGGUGCUGAUCGACUGGAUCCGCGAGGCUCGUCUCCAGCUCAGGAAGAGCUUCGGCUCGGACUUUCCUGUUCUGCGUCUGCACUCUGACAGAGGCGGAGAGUUCUCUUCUCGCCUUCUGCGAGACUACUGUCGUGCACGGGGGAUCCGCCAGACCUUCACGCUUCCGGACUCACCAUAG
Messenger RNA from Closterium sp. NIES-65, 2457 nucleotides. The record is from the annotation of a GenBank genome assembly. Lineage: Eukaryota; Viridiplantae; Streptophyta; Zygnematophyceae; Desmidiales; Closteriaceae.